Molecule: messenger RNA, 2679 nt
Organism: Melampsora larici-populina 98AG31
Lineage: Eukaryota; Fungi; Basidiomycota; Pucciniomycetes; Pucciniales; Melampsoraceae
Exons: 14
Coding region: 1-2679 (892 amino acids)
Source: RefSeq, a predicted model, not a curated record
AUGACUGCUCCAUCACCACCUUCAUCACAUGCUCCUAGCCUACCUCCCCCACCACUCGAUCUUACGGCAUCCAGCAGGGACGACAUACACAAACUACUCACCCAACAUGCAGAAGCAAACGGUUACAAGCCUUUGGAACAUUCCACUUCCCAAAAGACCGACUGCCCUUUCUCAGUCAAGACCCAAGAAGUUCUUGCUCCAAACGUACCUCCUGAACUCCGCAAGCUAGUUCACGAUCCGGCAAGUGGCCUCCCCCCAGUAGGUACCUGGCAGAUUGUAAUCAAACACGGUGGUCAUAACCACGGACCCAUUGCUGGCCCACAACCUGAAGGCUGUCAAGCAGUGAUCCAACAUGUAUCAAACAACUACUUCCGGCCUCGUACCACCCACUUUCCAGGCUUUCAAUCAGACAAUCCUCCACAAAUGGUACCUUCCCAUCCUAAGAAGAAGAAACAGAAAAGUAUCAAAAAGGCGUCGCCACCUCCAGAUAGCUAUCUGUUUCCAAUUUUUACCGCUUCAGGUUCACCUCCUCCUCCUCCUCCCGCUCCCGCUCCGUUUUCACCUCCACAUCUAUUAUCCCCCCUACCUACCAAAACCAGCGACCAGCACUCUCCUGUUUCUGCGGCGUCCGAUCCAGCCCAAAAUCAAUGUACCAAUAUCCAUGAUACCAAAGGCCUUGUCGAUUACGAUUCAGAGGACCCGUGGCCAUCCAGUGGACUCGAUGAAGUGAAACCUGAAACCCCUCAAAGCGGAGCAUCACUUUCAUACAAUGAAAUGCCGUCACCCUCAUCGAUCCUUCCUCCUCUGAACUCAGCUCUUUCUGCUACUUCCAAAGAUACCACUCAGAUCGCAGCAGCUGCUAGCGCUCCCCCUGCGCUAACAUCCUUAGAGACACAGUGCACAAAUAUCUGCGUGUUGAACCCACCGCCAUUCGUCGGUCCACUCGGCACACGGUCGUUCCCACAGCCUCGCCACCGGGCCCUUGACGUUCGACACGACGGUCAGCGCUUUCAGGCACCAUCAACAAAGUGUGACACUUGUGUGCCACAUUGGCUACAGCAAUAUGUUCAACAGAUCAGUGAUCCUAAACCCAAUGGACACUGCGGCUAUCGUGCAAUCGCAAUCAGUGUGGGCCGUUCAGAGCACAAAUGGCUUUUGGUGCACGAAGACCUUAUUCAUCAACUGCAGUCAAAGUCGGAGUAUUACAAUACCCAUAUCAAACUACGGAUGCGCGGUGAUGGCGACGUUGCCCAACAUAUUCAAGCAAUUAAAACUCAACGAGAAGAGGUCCUCAACACCCCAGAGCUAUGGCUUGAUUUGGCACAAAUGAUGUAUGUGAUUGCAAACACGUACAAACAAGUAUUCUGUGUUUACUCCGAAGCACAUAGUUUUUCUGCUUUGCCGCUUGAUUGCGCCGUUAACAAUAAUCCACCGAUAUUUCUUUUUUUUGACCAAAAACCCAUGGCGCGAGUUGCACAACUUAGCACUACCUCAGGCGAAGGACUGGGUCGACAAGUGUACACAGGCCAUUCGAAAAACCAACCACGACAACUCCAAAGCUUACCAUACCCUCCCACACCCUCUCUUCCCUUCCAUCUCAUCCAACAAUACCUACCGACCAUGCCACGAUUCAAUGGGGUUGUUCCCACCUUCAACGCACGGAAGCCAUACUGGCUUGGUACACCAAAGACCGAGACUCAAAAGCGUCAUUUUGCUAGGAUGGCUGCUGCGGUCCAGGCACGAACCCCUAAUGUUCCCGUCAUUGCCCUAAAUCAAGGCCCUGCUUUAGAUCACGGCACCCAUCCUGACCAGAUCAUAGGUCUGCCGGAACUCGAGGCCAUGUUCCCGGUUCCCCAAUUAAUCGAAGACAUCCGUCUUGCAAGGAUUGAAGAGGAACGAAAGCAGCGUUCUCUAGCCUUGGAACGCGCAACACAGGAGAUGUUCUAUGCCUACAUAGAAUGUCACCUGCAUACCUCCGAAUGCGGUGAUCCUUCAAUGUGGGACGUGGAUCACCGGCCGAUGUGCAAUUUUCACCCUCAUGCAAAGCGAGUGAGAAAAGUCGAUCUAGUAGACAUUUUAUAUCGUCGCAAAGCUGAGGUAACGUUUUGUCGAUGUGAAGAGAACGAUAACACCCGACUCAUCUACAUGGGGUAUAUUGGGGGGUCACCUAAGUACCCUGAAACGGCCUUUUCGAUACGACUGCUGCAAUUAUUCCACAUCAUUUGGAAGUACUGCACCAGCCGCGUGGACCCUUUCACCCGAGCUCUGGAUGAAUACCUGGACGCCUUUAAUCCUCUGAUCCUCACCAAGAACAAAGAGAAUGCCCUUGAUAUUGAAUUGACCCUUUCCUCUCAAGAAAAGCUGGGCGAAAACUGCCCACGUUGCUUUGGCCCUUCAGUUCCCAGUCAGACAGAUUCUGAACCUGAUGUAGUGGUAUGCCUGGAUGGAAAUUUCCAACAUCGACGCCACAUCGCCGCCGGUCAAAAUGCAGCCAGGGACCCCACCAAACUGCCCUCCAGUUUCCUACCCGAAGACAAAGUGAAUCGAAUGGAACAACGACUGGCUGGCCUUCCCAAAGAUACCAGACUUGAAGCAUGUGCUGUACAACAUACUGCCCCAAAUGACGUUUGGGGCAAGGGGCACUGGGCCAGAUGUGAUGGCAAUGGUAUGCCGCCAUGA